Molecule: messenger RNA, 2105 nt
Organism: Scheffersomyces stipitis CBS 6054
Lineage: Eukaryota; Fungi; Ascomycota; Pichiomycetes; Serinales; Debaryomycetaceae
Exons: 1
Coding region: 69-2024 (651 amino acids)
Source: RefSeq, a predicted model, not a curated record
AGUCUUAUCUAAUAUAUCUAAUCAUACCUAUUCACGUAGCUUUCAAAUACAAUUAACUAUUCAUACCAAUGUCAUUGUCAUUCGACCAGUACCUCAACGACUUGCGCAAUACGCCAAUCAAACACAAGCCGAUACUAUCGUUUCUUGGUUUCCCCACAGAGAUUAUCAACCUCAUCAUAUACCACUUCACAGAAGGAGAGUUUAAUCUCAACUUUUCCCCACUAUCCAAAUCGGAAGGAAACAAUCCCGAUUACACUUUAACAUUAAACCACAUUCGUUGUGGUCACAAGAUAUACUCUGAUCUACUUGCACUUUCUUCCACAUGCUCCUAUCUUCGAAUCUACUUGGGUCCGUCCCUCUUUAAAAAUGUGAGUCUCAUCCGAGAGAACCAAGUAGAUGCCAUCAUGGCUGCGCCAAAAUCCUCGGAAUUGUUCUCGGACAAAAGAUCCAUACACAGACAGUUCGUCAAGGAGAUGGUAGAAGUCAACUUCGGCUGUUGCUCUUUAGGCGAGCUUGCUAGAUCUGGCUUCCGCAAAGGUGUGUUCGGUGAUAUAAACUACAGAAGCCGGUUUCAGACCGAGAUCGCACUCACCAAUUUUGUCACUUAUUUAGAGUGCGACAACUGGACUCUACAGAAUAGAGUCCUCGCCUACUUCCCCAAUUUGAAGGCAAUAAAGGUGUUGGAUACUGCGUUCCCCGGGGAAUGCUGUGAAGAAAGGGUACAUCAUCCACUUUCACCUGCGAUUAAUGCUCUUGCUGUAGACCCCGUGCAAGUUCUAACUGAAGCUACAAAGGAACUAGAACGUGAGCAGAAUACAGAGCUGGCGAAAUCGUUCCGUGACUUGAAAUACUUGCAUUUCUUGUCUGUGCAUGCUAAUACGUUAACUUUCGUAAAGGGUCUAUCCACUGUAGUUUCACGUGUAAAGAGACUUGAUUUGGUGGUUGAAUUGGCUCAGAUCACAAGACAGAAUGGUAUAGGUCGUCUUAGGCACUGUUUUUUGGGCAACGAUUACGAAUUGGAGGAACUCAAUCUUUUCAUAGAUUGCCCCUAUGCCUUGAUCUAUGAAAACAUACUCUGUCUUCUCAGUGAAAUCAGCUCCAGUUGCCCUAAGCUUGCUGGUUUAGCGAUAAGGAAAACCCGUAGAAACGUCAACAAUGAUGAAGUCGAAAUGUAUGUCAGUAAUGAAGGCUACAGUGGUAUUAAAUUUGUUCGUGUCCUAAGCAACAUGCAUAACUUACAGAAUCUCACCGUCGACCUCCAGAUGUUGGGAGCUUUGGCAUUUCCUGAAAAUGUAAUAAUGCUAAAUCCUGCUUAUCGCGAGUUCAAUUCGAAAAGAUCACACGCAGUCAGAUGUUUGACAAUCAUAGAUGCAUCUAUGACUACUCCAAAAUUGCCCCACAAACUACGUAAUAUCACGGCAUUUUUGGUUCAGUCAUUAAAUAUUAACGAAUUGGCCUUUCUGUAUGGUGAAGUUAUAGAACAGGCUCAUGUUCUAGCCCUCGACGUGGUAACAAACCUUGUGGAGUUCUUGACUACACCUUAUAGUACUGUCAAAUACUACCAAGGUGUUGAGCGAGUAUCGACAGAAAAGUGCUGGUCAGUUUCCGACGAUACCAUGCGAAGAGAAUACUACGAUAUGUCCAUAAUGGAUUUGUUGAAGAUUACUACCAGACCAGGCAACCUUUACUAUCUGAAGCUCAAGGUAACAUCUGCAAGUCUUUCGGGAAGGAUUGCCUUCAAUUCCCCAAGAUAUAGAGUCAGAGAAUCCUAUAAUGUCAGUUAUCCAAUGGUAACACUACGAAAUUAUUUGCAGAGUUUACCAUUUCCCCCAGCUGAUCCAGAUCUGCGUUUCUUUUCGUCGCCUGAAAUGGAAGAUCUUAUUGUACAACCACAGUAUAAGAGCACCACAGACGAAUGCAGGGGAUACGGCAGCAGUAGGGCAUUCUGGAGUCUGGAGACUUCUCUUUCAGAACUUGAACAGUAUUGCCUCACCCCGAAGAAAGCUAGCCAACUCUGGCAGUGAUUUACCAAGGAUCCACUAGUAUCUAGAAGGAAUAAAAGCAGUUUUUAGCAGAUGAUAUAUACAGAAGCUUAAUAACAUCAC